Molecule: messenger RNA, 1752 nt
Organism: Panicum hallii
Lineage: Eukaryota; Viridiplantae; Streptophyta; Magnoliopsida; Poales; Poaceae
Product: pectinesterase-like
Exons: 2
Coding region: 1-1752 (583 amino acids)
Biological process (GO): cell wall modification
Molecular function (GO): pectinesterase inhibitor activity; pectinesterase activity
Source: RefSeq, a predicted model, not a curated record
AUGGAAACGUUUGGUGGGGCAAGCUCGCCAGAGUGGCAGGCGAAGAGAAGGCUACCCAUCGUUUCAUGGUCCUGCGCCAUGGCCACGGUGCUAGCUCUCGCGACGGUGGCGCCUGUUGCUGCCGGAAAGGGAGACGAGGCGGCGUCGGGGGUCGGCAACGCGGCCGCCGUCUCGAGGAUCGCCGCCACCUCGGCGUCGGCACCACCGUCCAGCGUGAACGUCACGUUGAUCUGCCGGUCGACCCCGGAGCCGCGCGCGUGCGAGACCGCGCUCACGUCGGCGGAGGCGCGGUCGGCCCGGGACCCGUUCGCGGCGUCCGUCCAGUUCGCGAUGGCCAGGGCCACGACGGCGCGCUCGCUGGCGCGCAACCUCUCCGCGUCCGCGCCGGCCGUGCGGCCGUCGGGCAUGCACGACUGCGCCGAGCUGCUCGACAUCAGCCUCGCCCAGCUCCGCGACGCGCUCCAGGGGUGCGCGGCCGACGCGGCCGGGGCCACGACGUGGCUCAGCGCCGCGCUGACGAACCAGGGCACGUGCAACGACAGCCUCGCCGCCGCCGCCACGCCGGUCCCCGCGGGGCGCGACGCCGUGCGCAAGCAGGUCGCGGCGCUCGCGCAGUUCAUCCGCACCUCGCUGGCGCUGCACGUCAAGAAGGUCAAGGGCGGGGGAGGAAGCGGCGUCCCACCGUCCGCCGCGCCGUCGCCUAAUAAAGGCGCCGCGUUCCCGUCCUGGUUGCCCGAGCACGACAGAAGGCUCCUGCAGUCCCCGGCGACCAACGCCAUGACGCCCGACGCCGUGGUGGCGCUGGACGGCAGCGGGACGCACAGAAGCAUCAACGAGGCGAUCGCCGCCGUCACGGCGCCGGUGGGCACCAUGGCGAGCGGCGGCCGCGGAGCAGGAGGAUCCAGGAGGAAGGUGAUCCACGUGAAGGCCGGGCGGUACAAGGAGAGCGUGAGCAUCUCGUACCAGCAGAAGGACGUGAUGCUGGUGGGCGACGGCAAGGGGAAGACGAUCAUCGACGGAGACAAGAGCGUCGCCGGCGGCUACACCACCUACUCCUCGGCCACCUUCGCUGCCAUGGGCGCCGGCUUCAUCGCCAAGGGCCUGAGCAUCGUGAACAGCGCCGGGCCAGAGAAAGGCCAGGCGGUGGCGCUGCUGGUCGGCGGCGACCGCUCCGUCGUGUACCAGUGCGAGAUCAAGGCGCACCAGGACACGCUCUUCACGCACUCCAACCGCCAGUUCUACGCCGAGUCCGACAUCUCCGGCACGGUGGACUUCAUCUUCGGCAACUCCGCCGUGGUCUUCCAGCGCAGCAACAUCCAGGCAAGGAAGCCCAGCCCGGGGCAGCAGGACGUCGUCACGGCGCAGGGCCGCGACGACCCGAACCAGAACACGGGGAUCUCCAUCCACAGGUGCCGGAUCACCGGCGCGUCGGACCUCGGCAGCACGCCGGUGUACCUAGGCCGGCCGUGGAAGAAGUACGCGCGGGUGGCCGUGAUGGAGAGCACCAUGGACGGCUCGGUCGUGCCGGCCGGGUGGCUGGCGUGGCCGGACCAGCCGGCGCCGAGCACGACGCUGUACUACGGGGAGUACCGGAACACCGGGGCCGGUGCGGAGACGAAGGGGCGGGUGACGUGGACUGGGGUGCACACGUCAAUGUCCACGGCGGAUGCCACGGGGUUCACCGUGGAGAAGUUUAUUAUGGGGAACUCAUGGUUGGGCGCCACUGGAGUUGGGUACACUUCUGGACUGUAA